Messenger RNA from Anneissia japonica, 2282 nucleotides. RefSeq names its product methylthioribulose-1-phosphate dehydratase-like. The coding region runs from base 109 to 807 and encodes 232 amino acids. The transcript is spliced from 8 exons. Gene Ontology annotation, cellular component: cytoplasm. The record is from RefSeq and is a predicted model, not a curated record. Gene Ontology annotation, molecular function: methylthioribulose 1-phosphate dehydratase activity; metal ion binding. Lineage: Eukaryota; Metazoa; Echinodermata; Crinoidea; Comatulida; Comatulidae.
UAUCUAGAGUAAAAUUUGAGCCGAAGGUUCUGCAGAUUGUCAACAAGAUACAUGAUGCAACGUUGUGUUGAAUUCUGCUGAUGAUUCCUAGUAGAAUACUGAAUUAAAAUGAGUCAAGAUAAUAAUAUUGACGACCAAAAAGAGCAUCCAAGAAAUUUGAUUCCAGAAUUAUGCAGGCUGUUUUACAACUUAGGAUGGGUGACUGGGACUGGUGGAGGCAUUAGUAUGCGGCUUGGAUCUGAAAUCUACAUUGCACCAUCAGGUGUCCAGAAGGAACGUAUCCAACCUGAGGAUAUGUUUGUGCAAGAUAUUGAUAAUGUAGAUAUCUCAUUACCUCCUCCAGCAAAGAAACUGAAGAAAAGUCAAUGUACACCGCUGUUUAUGAAUGCCUACACGAUGAGAGGAGCAGGUGCCGUGAUUCACACCCACUCAAAAAUGGCGGUGAUGGCUACCAUCAUCUACCCUGGAAAAGAGUUCCGAAUUACUUAUCAGGAAAUGAUCAAGGGGAUCAAAAAAUGCACCAGUGGGGGAUAUUACAGAUAUGAUGAUGAACUUGUGGUACCAAUAAUUGAGAAUACACCUGAAGAGUGUGACUUGAAGGAGCGUAUGGCAAGAGCAAUGGUUGAGUACCCUGACUCAUGUGCAGUGCUUGUCAGGAGGCAUGGUGUGUAUGUGUGGGGUGAAACUUGGCAGAAAGCCAAAACGAUGUGUGAGUGUUAUGAUUACCUUUUCGAGAUUGCAGUACAAAUGAAACAAUGUGGAUUUGAUCCUGCAAAAAGGCCAGAAAGUGAAAAUGGAAUUAUUUAAGAUGAUUCUUUUUCAAUUUUAAAUUUAACCCCUCCUUUGAGACAUCCCUAUUAAUCAACAUCCACAUGCAGGAGAUCUGUUUAAUUGAGCUUUAUAAUAUCGUGAAUUUGCGAGAGAUAGUUUACUUUCCGGGAGAUUCGCGGGUGUGCGGGAGGCCUUCCCAACUUCUAGGAGACUACUGUGACUUCUGUGAGACUUGGAACCCCUGACUCCCUCAAAACUAUAGUUUAAUCAAAUAUAAUUUCAUGUUGUAAUGUUAUUCUUAAGGGGCGUAAAUUUCAUAACUGAAAGGAAAAGAUGUUAUAAAAAUGCUCAUUAACAGAAUAUCAUGUAACAGGUCUGGAAUUGUGUAAUAUAUAGUAGCAUGAGCGUAUGCAAUUUCCUUUUACACUUGAACACAUUAUGCUAUGAUUACAAUUUAUACAACGAGCUAUGGUAACAUACAUACACAAGAAGUCUAUUCCCUGGUGGAUAUGUAACGAUGUAGAUAUAAACAUGUCACAGUGUAUCUAUCUAUAUUUUGAAAACUUAAUAAAGCUGUAAUGAUAGCUAUCAAAAUACAUUUGAAAUUUGAUUACUCUACAAAAUUUGUUUACUUUAAUGUCUGUAAAAUUAGUUAUGGUAUGUUGAAAUGAAAUGUAUAUUAUUUUAAAUACGAAAAAUUUAAAUUUAAAGAUAAACAGUUUGAUUCGAGAUCAUAUAAACAAUACAUUUCAGUAUUUGGAUUAAUUUGUAUGUUCAUUUAAGUAACCAUAUUAACUUUCAGUUAGAACAAAUCAUUUUUUUUUUUGUAAAUGAAUGCGUACAUUUUAAUGCACAGGUACCAUAUUUAUUCAAAUAAACGGCUGGGGCGUUUAUUGUCUAGAAAGGUUUUUGUGUUUUUUUUUUUGUUUUUUGUUUUUUGUUUUGGUGGUAGGGCGUUUAUUCGAGGGAGGCGUUUAUUUCCUUUUUAAUGUUUUUGUGUAAAAUGGAUAUGUAUGUACUCAAAUAAACACCCCUUAAUUUCACUGUAAUCUACCUUCAAAAUUUUGUUAUUGCGUGAUGAUAAAGACUUAAUUAAUUCCAACCAGGUUAGAAAAAAUGUAAUACUAAUGGAGUAUAACAUUAAUAUGUAUUAACUGGUAUUAAGAACGAUGUAGCUUUCAUCAGUUUUGUUUACAGUUAUUUAGAGGGAGUUUAUUCAAGGGAAAUUCCAAAUGAGUUUCUGGAGGGGCGUUUACUUGAGUGGGCGUUUAUUUAAAGUGGGGUCUUAUUCGAAUAAAUCCUUAACUAAACCACUACUUUUUAUAUAUAAAAAAGAAACCCUCUAACAUUCAAUUAAAAAAAUUAAUUCUUGGUUUAAAAGGAUUAAGUGUAUUAACUUCCAAUAAGAGAUUGAAAACCCCUAUUUUAUGUGACAAAUUAUUAAAAAAAUAGAAGCUAAGGAUACAAAUAAAUUAUUAUGUCCGUUUUGUACAGAUCGUGUGAGCAGAAUA